Molecule: messenger RNA, 1371 nt
Organism: Enterobius vermicularis (human pinworm)
Lineage: Eukaryota; Metazoa; Nematoda; Chromadorea; Rhabditida; Oxyuridae
Source: the annotation of a GenBank genome assembly
AUGGACCAGUUUAUUCCAAACUUUCGAGAUAAAACGGUGCAAACAGCAGUUUGGCAUUUGGUAGUCUACUCUCUUACUAUUCUGGCAGUUCCUUUGGGAUCUAUGUUUUUGCUGAAGAAGUACUUCUUUGAAAAUUUACCUAUUUAUUUGGGGUUCACGUCCUACGUUAGCCCAGAAAUGCGCUAUUCUUUGCGUUCUCAUUAUUUCCCGUUGGGAAAGGUAGGAGGAUUUCCGUCUUGGUUAAAUCCAGUUGCCCUUCCUACAUCUGACAUGCUUCUGUGUCGAGUCUGUUCUAAACCUAUGGUCUUUCUUAUACAAGUUUAUGCCACUAGCCCUCUAGAUCCAGAUUAUUGCUUUCACCGUACUCUGUUCUUUUUUAUAUGCAAAGAUCCAAAAUGUUGUCAGGCAAACGAUGCAUCUAAUAUACGAGCUUUUCGCUGCCAGUUACCGAGGAGAAAUCCGUUUUAUGCUUUUGAAGCCCUAAAUCUUGAUGUUGGUGACAUUCCGAAUCCUUACGCUCAGCCGUCUUAUCCACAUCUUUGUAUUGUGUGUGGGUGUCUUGCUACUAAGAAGUGUGGUCGCUGUGAAUCAGCCUGGUAUAUUAUUUCACUGAAUUCUAAUCUUCAUUCUGUGAGUUUUGCUAAUUUUAGGUACUGCAGCAAGGAUCAUCAAGCUUUAGACUGGAAGUCAUUUCACAAGAAAAUAUGCAACAAGGAUAAUUUGCAGUCAACAAAUGUCACUGGCACUAACAAUAAUGUUACAGAGGAUAGUAUUAAAGAAUCUCCUCACUCUCACGAAGCUGCAGACGCUUCUGUACUAAAUAAUCACGAUGGGCCUGACAAUGCUUUUUUGUUUGGGGAACACGGCAUUGAAAUGGAAGUUGUCUAUAGCGCUCACGGAGCAAUUGAAGAUGACAGUGAUGUUAGUGAUGAUGAGGAGCCGGAUGAAAACCAAAUGGAGGAAUUUGAAAAGUAUCUUGAGAAACAUCAGGAGAUGGGUACAGAGAAUUAUCCUGGACUUGAAGAAGCCGAAGAAACACUUAUGAGAGAUAGCACGUUCAAGAAUGAAAUACCAUUGCAGAUAAUAGCUUCAAAUCCAGAGCAAAUUCUUCGCUACGACAAAGGUGGACAGCCUCUUUUGGCUACUGAUCACUCUCCUACUCCUGAAGCGGUUCCUAACUGCGCUCUUUGUGGUUCACCAAGGCAGUAUGAAAUGCAGCUUAUGCCUCACCUCCUUUCUGUUAUUGGCGUUGAUUCUGUUGGCGAAAGUAUUGAUUGGGCGACAUUGUUGCUUUUUACUUGUUCGCAGAAUUGUAGGGUUUUAGAUGAUGGAUAUGCGGAAGAGUAUGUUUUCAAGCAAGACUUUCGUUGA